AUGUCAUUGGAGGCGAUUGUGCUCCUCAUCCUCUUCAUCCUAGUCGCCGCUCUGCUCCUCUACUACUACAUCCGCCGACUACAUCCUCUCCCUCACUCCGCCGCGGCGCCCCUCCACAGCUCAAGCUCUCGCCGCCGGCAAGUCUCUCCCGCACCUCCCUCCUCCUCCGCCGGCCUCCCCCUCCCGCGGUUCAAGUUCUCCGACUUGACUCGCCCCGGCUCCGUCACCGUCACCGGAGACUGCGCGAUCUGCCUAUCGGAGUUCGAGCCGGACGACGACCUCCGCCUCCUCCCGCUCUGCCUACACGCCUUCCACGUCGAGUGCAUCGACACCUGGCUCGCCGGCGAGUCGCGGAUCUGUCCGAUUUGCCGCGCCGAGAUUUUCCGGUCCGACUCGGACCUCUUCCGCGCUACCGCCUCCGGCGGAAGCUUCCGGCUGGAGAUCGGCAACGUCAGCCGCGGACGGCGGCCUGACACGGCGGCGUUUUCGAGCUCGCGAGUCCACUCGCUUAGCGGAGGCGAGUUGGAGUACAUUGUGGAUCAGGAGUGGGAGCUUCUGAUGUUGCCGGUUCCCGACGGCGGAGAGGAGGGGGAGAACGUUGCCGUCGUAAUCGAUGGCCAAGCUCCGUCGGCGGACACGUCGGAGUAUCAGGGUGGCCACGGCAUGGUUUUUACAGGUAGCAGCCGUCGGUGGACGGAUUUGUCGGCGGUAUUUGAGGCACUUUCACGGUGGCUGUCCUGA
Molecule: messenger RNA, 741 nt
Organism: Argentina anserina (silverweed cinquefoil)
Lineage: Eukaryota; Viridiplantae; Streptophyta; Magnoliopsida; Rosales; Rosaceae
Product: E3 ubiquitin-protein ligase ATL4-like
Exons: 2
Coding region: 1-741 (246 amino acids)
Biological process (GO): protein ubiquitination
Molecular function (GO): zinc ion binding
Source: RefSeq, a predicted model, not a curated record